Molecule: messenger RNA, 1410 nt
Organism: Strongylus vulgaris
Lineage: Eukaryota; Metazoa; Nematoda; Chromadorea; Rhabditida; Strongylidae
Source: the annotation of a GenBank genome assembly
AUGGAAGAUCGAGAACAAUACUACAGAUCUGAUCCGAAGAAGGCGCUUGCAAAGUUUUUCGAGCGUGAAGGAUUUGAUAUGGAGUUUCAAUUGACAGAACAAGGCAGUGGACAUACACACAAAUGGGUGUGUACCAUAGAAUUACCCAUUGAAGUGAAUGGAAUAGACCGCGCGGUCACAGCGCAGGCAACAGUUUCGACCUCAAAAAAAGAUGCUCAGGUGCAGUGUGCUCUCGAGGCCUGCAGAAUACUCGAUGCGCAUGGAGUUUUGAGGAGGUCUACCAAUAAAUCAAGAGCAAAGAACAAAGAGUUGGAAGCAAACGAUUUUUACGAUGAAGAUGAUGAUGAGUAUCUAGACCGAACAGGUCAAAUUGAGAAGCAGCGGGAAAAGCGAAUGUUAUGGGCUAAGAACAAAACUGGCGAGAAAGUUGAGAAAAAGAGCACAUAUGAAUCCCUGUGCAAGGAACUAGAAGAAACCCGUGCUAGUAUUGCAGAUCUGAAAAAGACACUUGAUGAUGUGAAUAAUGCAAAAACUACACAAAGUACUGGUGACUCUUUGGAUGACUACUGUAGAACAUUAAACCAGGGUGCGGAUCAAAAGUCCAAGACUGAAAUUUCAAUCCUUCGGCAAAAACUUGUUGGGCUUACACAUGACGCUCAACGGUUAGAGAAGCUUGUAAAGAUAGCAAAGCCUGUUGCUCUACCUGAGCUCAAGGUGGCUGGGGCAAACGCAUCGGGUAGCGAUAAACAAGCAUUUCUGCGUAAAAUGAUGAUGCUUGGAAGAAAAAAGGCUGCUGACGAGAAAGCGGCUGAAAAGGAAGAAGAAGAAAAAGUAAAAGGACCGGCCAGAAUUCCUUCACUGAUGGAAACUUUCAAACCUGAAACGGAAGAUGAUGAAGAGAGCCCCAAGAUUACUGAUGAGAAGCCGAGUUCUUCCACUUCUAGUACUGAAAAUAGAGAUGUGGCUCCAUCUUCUUCCUCACCCUCGAAAGAGCAGAAGGAUCAGAACGACCAAAGCACUGUUGAGUCGACAAAAUCAGAAGUGGAGUCUGCUAUUACCAACUCUGGGUCUUCAGUUCCUACCUCAAAUAUACCACAAAAUCCUCCUAGUCCUGCACCAGCAAAAACUAAGAAACAGAUUGUCCAUGAAAUUGUCCAUGGAGAUGAGGACGAACGGUCGAAUUUGCAGAGGAGGUCGGUGUCUACUGAGGGGGACGAAGAUGAAGAGGGUGGAGGCCCCAAAAAGAAACGGCGAGUCAGAGUGCGAGCAAACCGACCGGCACCAGUUAACGCUGUGGAUGACUACGGAAAUGGGAUGGAUGAUGACCGAUAUGCUACGUGGCUUCCUCCAGAGAAUCAAAGCGGUGACGGAAAGACGGCUUUAAAUGAAAAGUUUGCUGGAAGAUAUUGA